AUGGCGAGCAACAAAGCCCCGAAUAUCAUUUUCAUCAUGGCCGACGACCAUGCUGCCAAGUCUAUUUCUGCAUAUGGGCACGGCAUCAACUCAACGCCACAUAUAGACCGGUUAGCCAAAGAGGGGAUGCUCUUCAAUCACUGCUAUGUGACCAACUCUUUGUGCACUCCCUCACGAGCCGCAAUUCUCACCGGAACUCACAACCACGUGAAUAAUGUCAUGACGCUCAACUCGAUGAUCAACAACCGCAUACCCAACGUGGCCAAGCACCUCCGCGGCCACGGCAAUUACCAGACUGCGAUGUUCGGUAAAUGGCACCUGGGUGAGGGUCCUGGCCACGAGCCUACAGGUUUCGACCAGUUCAGCGUGCUUCCUAAUCAGGGAGAGUACUGGGACCCUCAUUUCAUUAAUAAAGGCGAGCCGGGCAUGAAGCGUGUUUUUGGCUACGCGACAGAUAUCAUCACGGACAAGACCAUUGAAUUUAUGAAGCACAGAGAUAAGAGUCGCCCAUUCUUCGUCAUGACGCAUCAUAAAGCCCCCCACCGCUCAUGGGAAUUUCAUCCUAAGCAUAAAGAUCUCUACAAAGACAAGAUUCAAAUUCCAGACACUUUUACCGACGACUAUAAAAAUCGCGCCAAGGCUGCAGCGAAUGUGAAAAUGCGAGUCGCCGAUGACUUGACUUAUUUUGACCUUGGCCUCGUUCAGCCACAGGGGGGCCGCGAAGCCGUUGGCGCAAAGCUGUUUGACACUGUAUGGAACUUCCCCCAUCGCAAGGUACCACAGCCAGAGGAUGUAUCCGAUAUCAUUCUCCGUGAUUCAGAAGACGGAACAGUGUUCACCUUCAAGACCCGCGAAGAGCUGGCCGAGUUCAAGUUCCAGCGCUAUAUGCAGCGAUAUCUGCGGACAAUCCAGUCCAUUGACGAUAACGUUGGACGCAUACUAGACUAUCUAGAGGAAGAAGGUGUUGCAGAGAACACUGUUGUGGUAUACACGUCCGAUCAAGGCUUCUUUUUGGGCGAGCACGGCUGGUGUGACAAGCGGUUCAUGUACGAAGAAAGCUUCCAGAUGCCACUCCUUAUACGUUAUCCGCGAGAAGUUAAAGCCGGAUCUGUUAACAACGAUAUCAUUUGCAAUGUUGACUUUGCCCCAACCUUCUGCGAUCUAGCAGGCUUGAUAGCGCCCUCGUAUAUGCAGGGCAAUUCGUUCCGAACAUUAUUACAGGGAACUACUCCCGAGGCGUGGCCCCAAGUAGCCUUCCAUCGAUACUGGAUGCACAACGACUCUGUACACUACGCAUACGCGCAUUAUGGAAUCCGAGACCAGCGCUAUAAGAUCAUCUACUGGUAUAAUGAGGAUUUAGGAAUCGAAGGCGCGAAUCCCGGAGGCACUGAACCUGAAUGGGAGAUGUUCGAUUGCCAAGAAGAUCCUUUAGAGCUACUUAAUGUUUAUGGCGAUCCGAACUACCAGGAUAUUGUCAAGAGAAUGACAGCCAUGUUAGAAACCAAAAUGAUGGAAAUCGGCGAUCUGCCACUCCAUCCUAGGUCUUGA
Molecule: messenger RNA, 1548 nt
Organism: Phaeoacremonium minimum UCRPA7
Lineage: Eukaryota; Fungi; Ascomycota; Sordariomycetes; Togniniales; Togniniaceae
Product: putative mucin-desulfating sulfatase (n-acetylglucosamine-6-sulfatase) protein
Exons: 1
Coding region: 1-1548 (515 amino acids)
Source: RefSeq, a predicted model, not a curated record